This is a messenger RNA of Zychaea mexicana, 2050 nucleotides long. RefSeq names its product malate synthase A. Gene Ontology annotation, cellular component: cytoplasm; peroxisomal matrix. Gene Ontology annotation, biological process: glyoxylate cycle. The coding region runs from base 193 to 1845 and encodes 550 amino acids. The transcript is spliced from 6 exons. The record is from RefSeq and is a predicted model, not a curated record. Gene Ontology annotation, molecular function: malate synthase activity. Lineage: Eukaryota; Fungi; Mucoromycota; Mucoromycetes; Mucorales; Lichtheimiaceae.
AGUGGAGCAUAACUCGGUGGAAUGGCCGUCACUCGAAACUUUCCUCAUUAGUCAGUCCGUGUUUCUCCACACAGACACGCAUAGAUACAAUAAUCACAAUUAUCAUCAUUCAUCCUUAACCACUUUUUGAAGCGUUUUGAUAGUUUCGUUUCUUUUCUGUUCUUCUUUUCUUCACUUCCUUUCAUACACAUCAUGUCUGCUCAACCCUCUGCCGCCACGCCCUUCAAGUCGACUGUUCCCGGUGUUGCCGUUAUCGGUGCUGUCACCCCCAAGCAAGCAGAGAUCCUCACUCCUGAGGCUUUGCAGUUCAUCGCUACCUUGCAGCGCAUCUUUAACCCCACCCGCAAGGCCCUUUUGCAGAAGCGUGUCUACCGCCAGGAAGCUCUUGAUCGUGGUGUCUUGCCCGACUUCUUGCCCGAGACCGCCUACAUCCGUAACGACCCCAACUGGCGCGCUGCUGCUCCUGCUCCUGGUCUCCAGGAUCGUCGUGUCGAAAUCACCGGUCCCGUUGACCGCAAGAUGGUCAUCAAUGCCUUGAACUCGGGCGCAAAGACCUUCAUGGCCGAUUUCGAAGAUUCGUCUGCUCCUACUUGGGAGAACAUGGUUGACGGUCAAGUUAACAUGCGUGAUGCUAUCCGUGAGACUAUCUCAUUCAGCAACCCUAACGGCAAGCAAUACAAUUUGCGCAAGGACGGUAAGCUCGCUGUCCUCCUUGUCAGACCAAGAGGCUGGCAUAUGGUUGAGAAGCACGUCUUGGUUGAUGGUGAACCCACCUCCGCCUCCAUCUUUGAUUUUGCUCUCUACUUCUUCCACAACGCCAAGGAAUUGAUCAAGCGUGGCAAGGGCCCUUACUUCUACCUUCCCAAGAUGGAGUCUCACCUUGAAGCGAGACUCUGGAACGAUAUCUUCAACGUCGCCCAGGACAUGAUUCAGAUUCCUCGCGGUACCAUCCGUGGUACUGUCCUUAUUGAAACCAUCAUGGCUGCCUUUGAGAUGGACGAAAUCAUCUACGAGUUGCGCGACCACUCGGCUGGUUUGAACUGCGGCAGAUGGGAUUACAUCUUCAGCUUCAUCAAGCGUUUCCGUCAGCACCCCGAGUUUGUCCUUCCCGACCGUUCUCAAGUCACCAUGACCGUCCCUUUCAUGGAUGCAUAUGUCCGCUUGCUCAUCCAGACCUGCCACAAGCGUGGUGUCCACGCCAUGGGUGGUAUGGCUGCUCAAAUCCCCAUCAAGGACGAUGCUGCUGCUAACGACGCUGCUAUGGCCAAGGUCCGUGCUGACAAACUCCGCGAAGUCGUUGCUGGUCAUGAUGGCACCUGGGUGGCCCAUCCUCAGCUUAUUGAUAUCGCUAUGGGCAUUUUCAACGAAAACAUGCCAACACCCAACCAAAUUCAUAUCCGCCGCGACGACGUCCGCGUCUCCCGUAACGAUUUGUUGAACGUGAACUUUGAAGGCAAGAUCACCGAAGAAGGUAUUCGCAGCAACUUGCGCGUUGGUCUCGGUUAUAUGGAAGCAUGGCUUAAGGGUGUCGGAUGUGUGCCCAUCAACUACAUGAUGGAAGAUGCUGCCACGGCCGAAAUCUCCCGUUCCCAGCUUUACCAGUGGGCACGCCACAACUCCAAGACUGCCGAGGGUAAGACCGCCACUCCUCAGUACAUGCUCCAGCUUUUGGAUGAAGAGACCGAAAAGAUCAAGAAGCAGUUGGGUGCCAAGUACGCCUCCAGCAAGUACGAAGCUGCUAAGGCCGCCUUUGCUACCAACAUCACUGGCGAAAAGUAUGACGAAUUCUUGACCACUCUCCUCUACGACGAUAUCGUCACCACCAUCAACAGCGCCAAGUUGUAAAUUAGCCAUACCCAUUUGAAUCUCCUAUUGUUUAACUUUCUAUCUCACUAUCAAUUCUCCCACUUAUAUUGUUUCCUGAACUUCUCUCCCACCUUUUUUGCUGGCCAAGUAUACUCGCAAUAAAACGCUGUACAUAAAAGUUAUUUUUUUCUGAUUUGGAAUGACUGUACCACUGAAUGCGUACGCAAGAGCUGGAAUGUUAUCA